GUCACCAUUCUUCUAUCAUCAUAAGCUUCAAGAACCCUACAUUUGAAGACAUAGUGUUAGAUGUCUUUUUAACAGGUCAGGAGCAUGUCAUGCGUAAUCCCAGUGCAUCUGUAUUCCACCAUUCCAAUAAGGACUCCAUUUUCUGGCUUUCACUCAAACAAAAACAAGGAAUAAUUUUGCCUCCAAAAGGCAAGUUGGAUAUUCCAGUAUUGUUUGCACCUCAAUGCAUGAAACUGUAUGAAGUUGUGUUGGUUAUUAAAGUUGAGAAGAUGGAUGGUGGAAAGUGGUCUUAUGAUGAGGACUUUGAAUUAAGCAAAGCACCAAUGAGCAGCACUGUAAUAACUGAGAAUGAAAUCAUCCGGGGACUCCGUUGGAUUUAUCCAAUUCAUGGAAUCCCUGAAGCACCAUCAUAUAAAUCGGCACCAGCUGUUGUAUGCUGCCGAGCCCGCAGUAGACUGGAGGAAAGAGUAGAAGUGCUGUUAACUGGUGUGGUUCCUGCAACAUCGGGUCCACAAACACUCACAGACUCUAUAACUAUAACUCCUUCCAAAAGCAAGUCAGUCACUAUUAAUGAUGAAGGAAUCCCUACAACUGAUGAAUUUGCAUAUGAAAUUGAGUUUGAAUCUGAAAGAAUGACAUCUCAGCUGAAGUCUGCAGUAGCUAUCAACUUGGUGAAGAAACUUCGGGAUCUGAAAACUGGAAUUCUGACCUUGAUCUUCAGUAUAAUAUUUGCACCCAGCAAACCAAUAAGGAAUCCAGCAACAUUGGUGGUACAGUGUGUCACAGGAGGCAUUUGGAAGUUUCCAAUACUGUUUGUUGCCACUGAACCAGAAGUGGAUGAUGUCAUCAAUAUUGAAGCAGCUGGCUUAAACAAGGAAUCUGUAGUUAAAUUUAAGCUUACAAGCCAAACAAGGUACCCGGAGCCUUACACGGCAUACUUCUUAACAGGCAGCGAUCCAGAAUUUGUUGUAUCGCCUCAAGCUGGGGAACUUCUUCCACUUGACACAGCAGGUACCUGCAUAACUGUUGGAUUCAAGCCCAAUAUGUACAGCAAGAAACAUAAAGCAACAUUAGUAAUACAGACCGCAGCAAUGCAAUGGAUGUAUGAGAUCAAUGGCCUGCCACCACAAACUAUGCCACCAACUUCAUCAGCAAAAGUUGAUUGCAGAAAUGCCUAUGUGAGAUCAGCAACAGUGCAACAACGCAAUUUUGUACGUGAAAAUAUGAAGCUGUUAUCCACUGGUGUGUCUUCCACUAUCAAAGGAGCACCACUCACUUAAGGGCAAAAUAAACCAUAAUGACCCUAUUUUAGUAAAAAAAAAGUAUUUUUAGAACAAGUAUAUUUACUCAAAACUAAAUAGUAUAUAGACAUAUAUCUAUCCUGA
Rhineura floridana is the source of this 1385-nucleotide messenger RNA. Its product is annotated as cilia- and flagella-associated protein 47-like. The transcript has 9 exons. Bases 90 to 1280 code for a protein of 396 amino acids. The record is from RefSeq and is a predicted model, not a curated record. Lineage: Eukaryota; Metazoa; Chordata; Lepidosauria; Squamata; Rhineuridae.